This is a messenger RNA of Capsaspora owczarzaki ATCC 30864, 2471 nucleotides long. RefSeq names its product ATP-binding cassette sub-family B member 8. Gene Ontology annotation, cellular component: membrane. Gene Ontology annotation, molecular function: ABC-type oligopeptide transporter activity; ATP hydrolysis activity; ATP binding. Gene Ontology annotation, biological process: transmembrane transport. The record is from RefSeq and is a predicted model, not a curated record. The transcript is spliced from 9 exons. The coding region runs from base 5 to 2398 and encodes 797 amino acids. NCBI's taxonomy places the organism in Eukaryota, Filasterea, Ministeriida, Capsasporidae.
CUGAAUGGUGAUGAUGAUGCGCUGCUUCAGUCCGUUCAGAGCCGGACUCGGACUCGGACUCGGACUCGUCGCUCGCCGCUCAAUCCUACCGCCAACCACCACCGCCAACGCCGCCGCCUCACUGUCACCCAUCCUCAUCGCUGCUUACCACCAUGCUGCUCGUCGUUGCAGUGGCGCGACUCCAGCAGCAGCAGCAGCAGCAGCAGCAGCAGCAGUACGUCUGCCCGCCUGCCGCUCAAUCUCAACGUCCCCCUCAACGACCAGUCGCAACCAUCGCAAUUCAACUUACCCGUCCAUCGCAGCUACUGCGACGGUCGCGACCGGAAUCGCAACUGCAAUGUACUACUACUACUCGGAUGAUGGAUCGGAUGGCAAUAAUGAUAACAAUGACGAGAAUCAGAGCUCGGGUUGGAUUGCUUGGAUUCGCUCGCUGUUCGUGCCGGCAACCGUACUCGCGCGAGCGGCUGCUGCUGCUCCCAACGAGGAAGAUCAGCCCUCGAAUGUCAAGUAUCAAGUGAAUGUCGAGACCAAACCCUCAUCCGCCGAUGAAUCAGAUGCUGACGACAACAACGACGACGACGACAAGACCUUGUCCGGAACCCGCCCUACUGUAGCUCUCGUGGACGAAUCCCCGACAAUGUUCUUCUUGAAGCUCCUGCUGCCCGAUCUCUUCUUGCUGGCGAUUGCCGUCGCCGCCAGCUUCGGCUCAGCCAUCUGCAACGUUCGCAUCCCCCUGUUGCUCGGCGACUUGGCCAACUUGGUGUCUCGGUCUGCUGCGGAUGGCGACUUGACUUCGGUCUCGAUCGCAGACCUGCAGCUGCCUGCUCUGCGCCUCAUCUCCAUUUACACCUUGCAAGCCGGAUUCACUUUCAUCUACAUCACGCUCUUGUCGCUUGUGGGCGAGCGUCUGGCCGAGCGUUUGCGGCUUCGUCUGUUCAACUCGCUCCUGCGUCAAGAUGUUGCCUUCUUUGAUGCGCAUCGCACCGGCGAGGUCCUGACACGACUCACUGCCGACGUUCAAGACUUUAAGAGCUCGUUCAAGAUGAUCAUUUCUACUGGCCUCCGCAGCGGCACCCAGUUCGUCGGCAGCGUCGUUGCUCUGCUGACCAUCUCCUCCCGCCUCACCACCGUCCUGGUGAUCAUCAUCCCUGCCAUUGUGGGAGCCGGUGCAAUCUUUGGCUCUGUGCUGCGUCGGCUGUCACGAUUGGCCCAGUCGCAGGUUGCGAUCGCUGCAGCCACUGCCGAAGAGGCGCUUGGCAACAUUCGAACGGUGCGUGCCUUUGCCAUGGAAGACCGCGAAGAGGCUGUCUUCACCCGCGAGGUCGACCGCUCUCGCUCCCUGAACGUGAUUCUAGGCGCCGGCAUUGGCGUCUUCCAGGCAGUCUCCAACCUCGCGAUCAACGGCAUUGUCCUCGCUGUCCUCUAUGUGGGCGGCACGUUUGUCGUCAAUCGCGAAAUCACGGCUGGCAACUUGACCUCCUUCCUCGUCGCCACCCAAAGCAUUCAACGCUCGCUCUCGCAGCUCUCCAUUCUGUUUGGUGCUGUCGUGCGAGGCAUGUCCGCCGGCGCGCGUGUUCACGAGUACAUUCGCCUGCAGCCAACCAUCCCCGUUCGAGGUGGAAUCUCGCUCGAUAAUGUUGUUGGCGAUAUCGAGUUCCGCAACGUCUCAUUCCGCUACCCGACUCGACCGGAGCAGCUGGUGCUCGAUCAACUGAAUCUUCGUGUCAAGCCUGGCACUGUUCUCGCUCUUUGUGGCGCAUCGGGUGGCGGCAAGUCGACCAUCGCGGCGUUGCUCGAGCGGUUUUACGACCCAGUUCUUGGUCAGGUGCUGUUGGAUGGGUUUGACAUUCGCACUCUGGAUCCUUCUUGGCUGCGCGGCGAGCUGAUCGGGUACAUCAACCAAGAGCCCGUGCUGUUUGCGGGCAGCAUUCGUGACAAUAUUCGCUAUGGCCGGCCCAACGCUACGGACGCCGAGAUUGAAUAUGCUGCCCUUCAAGCGAAUGCAGACGGUUUUAUUCGCAACUUCCCGAACGGCUAUGACACGAUUGUUGGAGAGCGGGGCGUUACUGUCUCCGGCGGUCAAAGACAACGCAUCGCAAUUGCCAGAGCCAUUCUGAAAGACCCCAAGAUUCUCAUUUUGGAUGAAGCAACAAGCGCACUGGACGCUCAAAGCGAAAAAUUGGUGCAAGAAGCCCUUGACCGGUUGAUGAAAGGCCGAACGGUGGUUGUGAUUGCACACCGCCUCAGCACCAUUCAGCGAGCGGACUGCAUUGGUGUCGUUUAUGGCGGACGCAUUGUUGAGCUCGGGCGCCAUCAGGAACUCAUGGCUCGCAAGGGACUGUACUCUGAGCUCGUCCAGCGACAAAUGCAAAAGGAGUCCGAUGCCAAGUCGCAUUGAUCUUGGCGAUUGUGCUUGCUCAAUUGCUGUGCAUUGCUGCUCUACGUGCUCAAUACACAGUUUCGGUUGAAAA